Molecule: messenger RNA, 2584 nt
Organism: Colletotrichum scovillei
Lineage: Eukaryota; Fungi; Ascomycota; Sordariomycetes; Glomerellales; Glomerellaceae
Product: arginine-tRNA-protein transferase
Exons: 3
Coding region: 1166-2542 (458 amino acids)
Biological process (GO): protein arginylation
Cellular component (GO): cytoplasm
Molecular function (GO): arginyl-tRNA--protein transferase activity
Source: RefSeq, a predicted model, not a curated record
GCUUGAAAGUCCGAAGCCGCACCGUUUACUCAAGCUAUCGCAUAUCAACUUCUCAUCCAGGCGCCUUUCUCGCGUCAUUCUCCGAUCCGACAGAGCCGCCGCCGCCUCAUCCUGGCACGUCGUAUGCGACAUUCCUUCGGGCCACCGAGAUUGCAGACCUAAUGGUGUAGUCAUCUGCCGUGAGGUAGGGUAACGCUGCCUGUUUGCAUAACCCAUGCUCCAGACGCUGAGCUCCUGCAUACCCGUGCCUCCAUCGUCGUCGGGCGACUAACCAGCAGAUAUACACAGCAAGCAAAGAGCGGCGUAUAGCUAAGCCGAGCCGGCGCUUUGAGGGUCAACGUCUACCGACUCAACUUACACGGGCUUCGACGAGCUGGUUUGAAUCAAAGAGCAGAGUGUCUGCGUUGGCAGACAAGGUACAAACAGACUGGGACCAGCAGGCACAAUUAAAUGGGGCGGUAAGGUGAGGCAAGCGCGCGAGCAGGCAGACAAACGCAACGUCGUCAUACCUCUUUUUGGGGGGGCUAUUCGAGGUCACAUACUGGAUAUUGACUGGCCACUACAGACUACAAAUACAUACCGGUCCAUGUCACAAGCAGGCUCCUCAUAGUUCCAGGAGGAGAGCCUCACUCGCGUCGCAUUCACUUCAUAUUCCUCUGUCUUCCAGGUUGUCAGGCCGCACUGCGCCAAGCGCUAGACAACAGACGUCACGGCCAACCAGCUGGCAAUUCACAGCGCUGCAACUAAAAAAGAAAAAGGCCGUUAGGUCGUGUCUCGCGACUAACCCCUCACUCCAUCUCAAGCUUCGCGACCCCACGCUUUCCCACUCCAAUGCCGCAAGGGGUGUGAGAGUUCCACCAACAAGUACACUUCCCGACUGGGCCUCACUGCAUCAAGUCGAAUCCCUAGCCGAACAGCGCCAUCCGUCAAAGAGGGGAUUGAGAGGCAGCGGCUCAACCCUCGACUCUCAUCUUGUCAUCACAGUCACAAGAUACAUAGCGUACCCCUCCUCUUCGCCGGGCGUUUAGACGUCAACCCGCGUGCCCGCCUCGGAAGCGAUCACUUCGAAUAUCAGCCAACGUUUCGUGCUUGCCUAGCACUAGUCGAGCUGGCUGCUUCCCUGGCGCGUUAGUAGAGCGAGCAAGUCGCAGCAGACCAGACAGUCAUGGACGACACAAGCAUGCAGACCCCUGGCGAUGCCUUGUCCUAUAUAACUCCAAUCGGAUAUUCUAAUUCAUCGCGCUGUGGUUAUUGUGGCCGCCAAGGCAAGAGUCAGUCAAAACGCUUCUCUUACUAUGCCAAGUCCACAUCCCUUACUCCUGAAUACUAUCAGACCCUGUUGGAUCACUACUGGAGGCGCUCCGGGACGACCCUCUACCGGCCGGAUCAACUCCACGCGUGCUGCGUUCAUUACACCCUCCGCUUGGACUCCACCCAGUUCAAGCCCACGCGAGAUCAGCGACAAACCAUCAACCGGUUCAACAAAUACCUGACGGGCGAUGCCUACAUCAAGGAGGCAGCUCGCCUCCACCCUCGGUCACGCGAGCAGGCAAAGAAACGGGAUUCCGAGUUUGACUUAAUCGAGAGGGUCCACGAGGCGGAAUAUGACUCCCUGCAGCUGCCUCCAGAGCCCGCCCAUGUCUUUACCGUUACCCUGGAAGAUGAUGUCUUCACCGAGGAAAAGUACAAAGUGUAUGAGAACUACCAGCGAGUCGUCCAUGGGGAGGAGCCGGCCGACAUCUCUCGCCGCGGCUUUCAACGCUUUCUGUGCGAGUCUCCGGUCCAGCGCAAGACAAUCACGACGGCCGACGGCAAAGAGCAAAAGCUCGGUUCGUUCCAUCAGUGCUACCGUUUGGAUGGUGAAUUGGUAGCCAUUGGUGUACUGGAUCUGCUCCCUCACUGCGUUUCCGCCGUAUACUUUCUCUACCACGAGUCCAUUCACAAGUUUGCACCAGGGAAAUUGGGCGCGAUCCGUGAGAUUGCUCUGGCACAGGAAGAUAGCUAUCGUUACUGGUAUCCCGGCUUCUAUAUUCACAGCUGUCCCAAGAUGCGAUACAAGAUGGACUACACGCCCCAGUACAUCCUGGAUCCCGAGACGCUAGCUUGGGAUCUUAUGGACAAGAGAGUUACGGACCUUUUGGACAACAAGCCAUACCUAAGCUUAUCAAAGGAGAAAGCCGACGAACCAGCUGUCGAGGGAGCCAAGGAUACUUCAGAUCAGCCUGCAGCCGGCCAAGAAGAGUUUACAGAAGAUGCCAAGAAUGAUGAGAAUGACCACGAUGACGACACGUUCUUGUUCAACACUGGUAUGCCGGGCAUCCUGUCGCUUGACGAGAUCCGCUCACUUGAGGAGAUGGACCAUAUCAAGCUGCGGAUAGAUGGCUCUGGGCUUCUUUUCGAGACUGGCGAUCUGGUCGCGUGGGAGCGUCAGGAUGUCGGAGUGAGCGGGUGUCUCAAGGCUGGCAUUGCGGAGCUUGUGGCGGCCUUGGGACCCGAGUUACUGGAGGAUAUGGUGGUGGACUUUUGGAAUCCUAAUCUGUGAAGGGUCAGCUUGGCUUGACUCUGCUGGUGGCUGGCUGGGCAC